CUGAAAACAUUUUAUCAUCAGAGCGGCAAUUAGUCUAUUUUCUUUUCUUUUUUUUACCAAUCACAACCACCUUCUAAACUAAAUUAAUUCCUCGCUCUCUCGAAAUUUUGAAUCUUGUACAAUUUUAUCAUUCUCGUGCUUGAUAUUAGGGUUUGUCGGGAUUUUGUGUAAAACUAUCACUGAAGAGUCAGGGAUUUAAUGGAAGUCAAAUCUAACAGGAGUCUUCAUGAAGAUGAAGAGGACGAUGAUGAAGAAUUUGUCUCCAGGAAAGGAGUCUCUUCUCAAAAAGGAGAUGGGAAGAGCACUGACCUGAAAGCUAAUACACCAAGAUCGAAGCACUCUGCUACUGAACAGCGGAGGAGGAGCAAAAUCAAUGACAGAUUUCAGAUCUUAAGAGAUCUGAUACCACAGAAUGAUCAGAAGAGGGAUAAAGCAUCAUUCUUGUUGGAGGUUAUCGAAUAUGUUAAGUUCUUGCAAGAAAAGGUGCAAAAAUAUGAGGGAACAUAUCAGGGGUGGAAUCAAGAGCCCGUGAAGCUAAGACCAUGGAGGAACGCCCAUCCACAUUGUGAUAGUAUGAUUGACCUUUCCCGAACUACAAGAAAUGGCCCCGGUCCAUCAUUGAUGUUUUCCGGCAAGUUUGAUGAUAAUAGCAUGGCUAUUCCCCCCACCAUGCUCGCAAACACACAAAAUCCUGUAGAAUCUGAUCUUACCACCAGUACCGCCUAUAAACCAGUGGAUCACCACCCAGGGCUAGCAAACAAGGCUGUACAGUUACCGAUGCCGGUGCAGACAAACAUGCUGACUACUGUUGCGAGUGGUGGUGCACUUGCCCAACCUCAGCAGGGAGUUAUCACCGAUGUGGAAAAUGUUGCAUCGCAACGUCAGCCCCAGGUGUGGCAAAGUAGACCGCUUCCAGCUGAGUGUCCCAUCAUAACUGAUAUAGUGAAUGAACAGGAGGAACUCGACAUUGAGGGGGGAACAAUCAACAUUGCAGGUGUCUAUUCUCAGGGGUUGUUGAACAAUUUGACACAAGCUUUACAUAGUUCGGGGGUUGAUCUGUCACAAGCCAGUAUCUCUGUGCAAAUUGAUCUUGGGAAGCGAGCAAUCAAUAGGUUGAAUGUCUCUAAAGCGAAGGAUAACGAGGAUCCCUCAGCCAAUCGAGCAAUGGGUAAUUCUAGGGUUGGAAGCAGUGGUGAGGACUCGGAUCAAGCCCAAAAGAGACUCAAGAUAGAAAAACCACCUAUAUGAUUUCCUGGUCCUGCAUUUUUGUGAUAAUUUAUUUGUUCUUUUUUGUCUUGUCGGUCUUUUCUCUGUUCUUAUGUUGUGUGAGAUAUCAGUUAAGUAAUGUUAAUCUCCUCCAAAGACUGACCCUGGAGAAGUGUUUUGUUGUACAUGCUCUUCUGCUUUACACAUAAAUCAUCCUCUUCACCUGUGAAAUAAAUUCAAUUUAUUUGUAAGUUUUCGUAUUUGGAGAUAAA
Molecule: messenger RNA, 1478 nt
Organism: Papaver somniferum (opium poppy)
Lineage: Eukaryota; Viridiplantae; Streptophyta; Magnoliopsida; Ranunculales; Papaveraceae
Product: transcription factor BIM2-like
Exons: 7
Coding region: 199-1248 (349 amino acids)
Biological process (GO): DNA-templated transcription
Molecular function (GO): DNA-binding transcription factor activity; protein dimerization activity
Source: RefSeq, a predicted model, not a curated record